Wallemia ichthyophaga EXF-994 is the source of this 3996-nucleotide messenger RNA. Its product is annotated as Response regulator mcs4. Bases 1 to 3996 code for a protein of 1331 amino acids. Gene Ontology annotation, biological process: phosphorelay signal transduction system. The record is from RefSeq and is a predicted model, not a curated record. The transcript has 4 exons. Lineage: Eukaryota; Fungi; Basidiomycota; Wallemiomycetes; Wallemiales; Wallemiaceae.
AUGAGUCCUCGCAGCGCACGCAGCGGCUCCCCAGUUUCGACAGUAAGCUCGACCGGUGGAUCUAACGGCAAGGAUUUCAACGGCGUCGGAAAUCUCGCACGAGCAGACGGAGAUCUCAUCCCAAAGUCAUUCGAUCUUAACGAGGACAUGUACUCAGAUCCAGAGGAGACUGUAGACAAGAAUGCUGAUCUGAAUCUGCUCAACCCUCACAUGCACGAUCGGUCUAUCUCUUACGGCGAGGGAAUCCCGCCAGAAGCCUACCUACUCCAAAACCAUCUAAGAAGGAUGAAUCUCGAGGAAUCCAUCCAAAGAACUUUCUCAGCGCCGAUUUCUUCAAGACUUGGCCAUCUCCAAAAUCCAAAUAUCUCGAAUUUCACCCACACUUCUGAUGACGCUUCCGAUCUGCACCCUUCGUCACUCCAAAAGCAAUCUUCUCAGGAGCUGGCAGAUCUCGUCCAGCUGCCGAUUCAGACUAUCAUUCAGCUCUCGCCGCCUCAUUUACUCGACCACGCUAAAGAACAGUACGCUGCUUGUGGCUUGACAUUCCCCACGCCAUCCAUUUCUUCCUUCUUGACUGUCUCAAAGGCUUUGAACUACUUGUCUGUCUUUCUGGCUUCCCCUCAGCAGUCCAAGCGUAUUGGCGCUCCAGUUUUCAACUUAUCGUGGGACAUUGGCGAAAUGUUGCAAGGUGUCGCCGACAGUAUAGCUGGUUUGGCUGCUGAACGCUCCAUCAACAUCAUAAUUGCUCAUUCUGGUGCAAACUUGCAGCACAUUUCUGUUAAAGGUAGUUCCUCCGCCAUCAAUGAGGGCUCUCUGGCUUUCGGUUUGUUACAUAUAAUUAGAAAGAUACUAUAUACAGCCCUGCCAGGAUCUUCAUUGGAGAUUUGUCUCUUCCUCACACCAGAUCUUUUAGAAGAUGAACCUACUGAUCCCAACGAACCCAACGAAAAUAAGAUUACACGCCUCAAUUGCACGUUCGAAAUUCACCACCAUAAUCCUAGUCCCGCAGUGUCCAACACAAAACACAACAGCGUUCCUUCACCUUUCCUUGCAAACCUCGUCACCAGUCACAUACUGAGCGAACUCGUCGCCGAUCUUUGCUCACGGCCAGUGUAUGCUAACGCUUCAAAUGAGCCUCAUCGGAGGAGCUACAAUUUUGUGCUAACUCUAUUUAAAGGUGACCAAUUACCUGAAAAUCACCACGAGAAUGCUGAAAAUGAAGCUAGCCGACAGCCUUUCGGACAGAAUUUCCCGCUUGCACGCGAACCAACGCUCAGGGAACUCGAGCAUUGUGCUAGUCGCACUCUACAAAAUUACGAUGCAGAAUUAUAUUGCCAUUCAGAAAGUGUUUUUGCAAAGCACGUCUCAGGAUACCUUUCUUCGUGGGGAAUGACAACCGAGGUACACAAUAUAUCAAGUAAUGAGUACCACGAAGAUCUCUCUCCACAAAGUGCAUUGUCCAAGGCAUCUCCAAUGGCUAUUCCGGGAGCGCGUGCAAGCUUGGUUGAGGAUUCAUCACGGGAAGCAUCAAAGAAUAGCUCGUCGUUUGAGAGUGCAGUUGGUAGUGUUGCAAGUAGUAGCGCUAGUGGUACUGGGUUUGAUCGUGCAAGUAAAGAUUCAAACAGACCUCGGUUUGUCAUUAUCGAUGACGAAACCACGCUAUUUAAGAAGAAACUUAGACAAGAGCGGCUAAAGGUUAUUAGGAGAUAUCAUAAAUCAAUGGCAUCUCACACGAGAUCAUCCAACAACCCCACUCCGAGGCCGACCUUACGUUCACAGCGCACUAAUACCAAUACAAGUCAAUCAACUCCACAGAAUCAAGAUCAUCAUUCUCUUCACUCACAUCAUUCACACGAUAACAGCGGGCCUUACUUUAUUUAUUUCACAAGUCUUGAGAACUACAAGGUAGUGAUAGAUGCUAUUCUUUCGGCUAAGGCGUCUAUUGAUUUGUCUGGUGGAGAUCCCAUUGAAUUUGAUCUACCAAACAUUCAGGUUUUGCCUAAACCAGCUGGACCUAGGAGGAUAUUGACAGCUUUGCAUACAGCAAUCCACAAACCAGUUGUCGACCCACAUUUCAGGCCCCUGGCUACAACGCCUAUGUCGCCUAGCAUUUACUCAAAUACAUCUGGAUCAAGGUCUUCCAGAUAUUCGUCUUACAGUUUCUCAAGGUCAUCACACGGCCUUACUGAUGAAUUUGAGAAGACUCCAUUGGAGCAAAAUAAUUAUCUAUCGCCACCACCACUCCACAAACAGUUGACCACUGACUCGCGAUUUUCGAAUCUCAGCACUCAUUCCCGCGGUAGUCAGAAUGCGACUUCGCCUAUUGACACAUCGGCAAUCAAUUACUUCUCAAAUAAGGCAGCAGAACUCGGCGAAGGAAACAAGGGUAUGAUUGUCCAGUCGCACGAUGGAAGAGCAGCUGGGGUAUUCUUCGACCCCACGCGGUCGCCAGGAGAGGAGUCGGACAUGAAUGAAAACGACGAGACAAAUGAGUCGAAAGGUAGUAGAAAUAUGCAGUCAGGACCUCUAUCAGUGCGAAGCAGACGCAGUCGGAGAUCUUCACACUCGAACGCACCUCUCACUCGCCACAGCAGCAUGCGCAAAUCUGCGCUGUACAAGCCAAAUAUCGGGAUUCGGGAGAUGAUUGAAAGGGCUAAAUCGGGCGGUGCGGUUGAAGAUGACGGGAAUGAAGGAUCAAAGCCUAACCUUGAGAGUAGAGCUUCUACCACGGUCUUGGAACAGGUCUGUGAAGCGAACGGACGACCAGUCCCACUCAAUCACUCGCGCUCAGAUCCGCCUCCGAACAUCUUUGCAGAUGCUGCGCCUACAAUCACAUCCCUGCCGAAAUUCACCCUCGACGAGUCAAACGAUAUACCAUCAUCAGACCCAGCCAACGGGAGUGGACAAAUUUUGGCGUCGGCAUCCAAGCCUGAGAACAAAGAAGGCAGCGGCAGCGGCAGCUUUGGAGGUAGCUCACACACUGAUAGAUCAUCUCAUACGACAAGCGCAAAUUCAGUGACUACCUCCGCUAGCGCAAAUUCAACGUCUACCACCACAAGCACUAUUAAGGAAAAGGGUCACUCAUUAGGCUCUAUUGGCAGCACGUCUACCAUUGGAUUGAGUGGGUUGGAUAUACCCAAAUCAGACUCGCCGGAACCGACAGAUGAGCAGGACAAUCCGUUCAAUCAUACACCUCCAGUUUCGAGAGCGGCGGGUGAGAGACCAACGCUGAACACGAGGCAAAGGUCCAAAUCUGUGCUUAAGUCUAUCAAAGAUGCUGCACAAGCUGCGAGACGAGAUGUGCAGAAUAAGUUCAACGAUAGUAGAGCGUCUCAUGCGCCUGUCAACCCACAAGGAAAUGGAUGGAUGAGCGGUAGUAGCGUUAAACCACCAAUCAAUGUGCUCAUAGUCGAAGAUAAUCCGAUCAACCAGACCAUUCUUAAGAAAUUCAUGACAAGACGUAAUGUCAAGUAUGAUAUCGCUCUAAAUGGUCAAGAGGCAGUUGAAAAAUGGCAGACGGGCAAUUUCCAUUUGUUUUUGAUGGAUCUAGCAUUGCCUAUAUUGAGUGGUGUUGAAGCAGCGAGGCAGAUAAGAGCGUUUGAGAAAGACAGAAAUGUUGGUGUUUUUCCAUCUACACCACCGUCAGAAUUAUCAUCGGAGGUGCAAACAACACGUAAUAAUACUGAUGAUGGUCUGAAAAAAGAUACAUACACACCCUCAAUCGCAAAUUCGAUACACACCAAUUUCAAGUUCAGAUCACCUGUCAUUAUAGUCGCACUGACAGCUUCUUCUGCUACAUCAGACAGAGUUGCGGCUUUGGAAGCUGGUUGUAACGAUUUUCUGACGAAACCAGUCAACUUCCAAUGGCUAGAGCGUAAGAUUAUAGAAUGGGGCUGUAUGCAGGCCUUGAUUGACGUUGAUGGUUGGCGCUUAUUCCGUAUGAAGCGCUUUAGUGCGAUAGCUGAAGAGAAACAAACAGAGAACUCAACUGCGUAG